AUGGCGAUGAUGAGGGUUUUAUUCCGGAUAUGGUAAUGGAAAGACAUAUCCGUUCGGGAACCAUCGCACCUGUGGAACCUUGAGGCCACCGCGAUGUUCCAGCGACGAACAAAGACGCAGCUGGUCUCCUCCACAUCCCAGGAACGUGUAUCGAAUCAAAAUUCAUCGGAGAACCUACCUUGUUAUUGGAGUAUAUCCUAACAGAGUUCUCCUGGAUUCAACUCUCAGCUCAUGUAAACCGAACUUCCUUCGCGAACUUCACUCGAAGUUGCAUGGUAGGCAAAAAUCUAUGAAUCAAUCGGUACAUUUGAUUCACCCAUGGGCAUUAGAGUUACGAUCAGGGACGUCGAAGAUGAAGAAGGAGUGAAGAAGGGAAGGAACGAAAUCCUAGGGAAAAACGCUAGAAUAGGAUGAAGCUGAACGAGACGAUGGAGCCAGAUGCGUCGAACGCGACCGAUUUGCCCGGAGAUCUACCGCAGAUCCUCGUCGAUACUGGCCAAUCGAAUCGUUCGAACGACGUCUAUGACCAGCAGAGAAGCCACGACCUCGAGUACGUCCUCCUGUUAACCCUGAAGGCUACGGUGAUGGCAUUCAUCAUCAUCUGCGCCCUAUUCGGCAAUUUGCUGGUGAUAGUGUCGGUGAUGAGGCACCGCAAGCUUCGGGUAAUUACCAAUUAUUUUGUGGUCUCGCUGGCGUUGGCCGACAUGCUGGUCGCCAUUUUCGCAAUGACGUUCAACGCCUCGGUGGAACUGUCCGGAAGGUGGCUGUUCGGAUACUUCAUGUGCGACGUGUGGAACUCGUUGGACGUUUUCUUCAGCACCGUGUCUAUACUUCAUCUUUGCUGCAUCAGCGUGGAUCGGUAUUACGCGAUCGUGCAACCGCUCGACUAUCCUCUGAUCAUGACUAAUUUACGGCUGAGCACCAUGCUGAGCGUCGUGUGGUGCUCUCCGACGGUGAUGAGCUUCCUGCCCAUAUUCGCAGGCUGGUACACCACAGAAAAGCAUCUUGAGUACCGCAGGAAUUAUCCGGACGUGUGUGUGUUCCAAGUGAACAAACUGUACGCCGUCAUCAGCUCCAGUGUCAGCUUCUGGGUACCCGGCAUCAUCAUGAUUGCCAUGUACUACAAGAUCUACAGGGAGGCUGAUCGUCAGGAACGCAUGCUGUAUCGGAGCAAAGUGGCGGCUGCGCUUUUGAACAAGCAUCUGCAGAUCAAUGGCAUAUCCGCAGGUCUGACCACACUUCCGACGGUGGAUCAAUCAUCGCCAGAUCCACAACCAGAAGAUCCACCGAUCACUAGCAGCAGUAAAAUGAGGAGAGAACGAAAGGCUGCUAGGACGCUUGGAAUAAUCAUGUCAGCGUUUCUGGCUUGUUGGCUCCCCUUCUUUCUUUGGUACAUCAUCACAUCACUAUGCGACACCUGCGAGAGCAGCGACGCAGUUGUCGCGGUGGUGUUCUGGGUGGGAUACUUCAACAGCGCCCUCAACCCAUUGAUCUACGCCUAUUUUAACCGGGACUUCCGUGCAGCCUUCAGGAAGACCCUAGAGAGCUGUUGCGUGGCUAUCGGGCCGGUUCGGGAUCUUCGACAGGUGCACAGGAAGCAGGAUCUGGUGCACAGCAACGCGUCCUCGGAACUGCACGUGAACAAUCAGCUGAGAACCAGCGAGAUGACUAACGUACACAUCGAGGCCUGCAUCUGAAUCCUCCAAAAGAUAUCCCGAAACUUCCUUGAUCAAAUAUAUUAUACGGGUGUAUUUAUAUUUGACACUUUGAUGGCCAACUCUUUUCACGAAAAUUUAUCGACUGAGUUGAUACGGGCGUGGAAUGUGUAUGUAGAGUUUUACCACACACGGAAUCGCGUACUAGAGAAUUUCAAAGAUAUUUUGGUAUAUUUUAGGUACUGGUUAUUUACUGAGAGGUAUUCUUGAUUUUCAAAUCCCGAAAUUUCUA
Molecule: messenger RNA, 1947 nt
Organism: Megachile rotundata (alfalfa leafcutting bee)
Lineage: Eukaryota; Metazoa; Arthropoda; Insecta; Hymenoptera; Megachilidae
Product: octopamine receptor beta-1R
Biological process (GO): adenylate cyclase-activating adrenergic receptor signaling pathway; positive regulation of MAPK cascade
Cellular component (GO): plasma membrane
Molecular function (GO): octopamine receptor activity
Source: RefSeq, a predicted model, not a curated record